Molecule: messenger RNA, 5614 nt
Organism: Halichondria panicea
Lineage: Eukaryota; Metazoa; Porifera; Demospongiae; Suberitida; Halichondriidae
Product: 2-oxoglutarate and iron-dependent oxygenase JMJD4-like
Exons: 2
Coding region: 2002-2319 (105 amino acids)
Biological process (GO): positive regulation of translational termination; protein hydroxylation
Cellular component (GO): cytoplasm; nucleus
Molecular function (GO): sequence-specific DNA binding; 2-oxoglutarate-dependent dioxygenase activity
Source: RefSeq, a predicted model, not a curated record
UAUAAUUAUAUAGGGUUUGUAUGUAUAUAUAUAGUUGCUGAUUCCAUGAUUGAAUUAAUAUGAGUGCAUGGACUGAAUAUAUUUGAGGAGUAUUGUAAUAAUUAUGCAAUGUAUAUCUAUUAUAGCGGCUUAAGCCGGACAUAUACAAGCUGCUAAAUUCAGCAAGGUUAUAUGUCUACUAUAAUUAUAUCCAUGCAUGCAGCGCACACACGCAUCUCCCGGGACUAUGCAAUGCAAAUUGAGCAUAGUCGGUGCAAUUAUAGAUGGGCAUAUAAUUGUAUACCCGUUCUCUUCCGGCACAUUGGGACGACAGGAAUCUGGGCUAUACUCAAGUUUUGUUCUGGAGUGUGUUUUGCAAUAGUUAUGAAGAAUCAAUCAGUGGGUGCAUAUAAUUAUGUUGCCCACAUAAUUAUCAUAAUUAGGGUAAUUAUCUACUGUAUGUACUGUGGUCAACACCCACUUAUUGAUUCAUGUCUAUAUACACUAGACAACUUAGCGAAGUAUGUAUAGGUAUUCACCUGGGACCAUGCCGGUGUUAAAAUAGAAUUGAGUGCAAUUGCAUGUCCAUGCAUGCACUUCUACAUGUAAAUCAUUAUGCCUCGAGGCGUAGCCGCACGAGAGAUACGGUAAAGCUGUCUGUGUGUGUGUGUGUGUGUGUAUUCCAGCUGUAACUGAUCAACGGUUGCAAUACAACAAAAACUGACAGCUUCUAUAGCCUUCUAGCCACGAUCUUGGAUUUUGAUUCGUGGAUUAGCAAACUAAAGCUUCUUUCUCGAGUUAUGGCUAGUGACUCACAUUGAAGGAUGUUGCAGUCUCUUCAGAAUCUUUUAUAGCACCAUCUGUUCGCACAAACUUUCUAUUCAACAUAAUAAGUUAGCCUUGCACUAAAGCGCUAGCUUUUUGUUAGCUACAAGAGUCAGAAAAAGAGCUGCUAAAGAAGCUAGUAGCCAUUCUUAAUUUCUUGUAACUUGCCGACACAUGCACCCCUUAUCCCUGCGCAUGCGCUCAUUACCACGUGUGAGAGACUCCAUUUUAACCCAGAUCCUGGCAGAAAUCAAUUCUUUUUGUGGUCCUGGUAAGCCACAAAACAAAAAAAAAUAUCUUUUUUUCCCACUCCUCAUAUUGCGGAUCAUCUGAUUACUGGGAGUCAUUAGUGCUUAGAGAACUGUUACAACCCUACAUGUACGAAACACCCGACGGAACGUACGCAUGUGACUACAAUCCAGCAGCUGACGACUUCAACAAAGUGCCCGGAUGGUCAACAGUUGAUAUCAAGACACCAAAGGAAUCACGUAUCAAGCCCUGGUAUGUGUACGCCCCAGAUAUUCCUGAUUUCGAAUUUGAUGAAGGCAUCAUUGGAUUUUACCUCUGUGAAAAUUGCCAAGACGGAGAUAACUUUCAUACUUGCCCUUACUCUGCACCAAAGAGAUUAAGGCUUGAUCUUAGCAUUGAUCCCGACAAUGAACAGUAGCUUUUUCACACACAGUGUUUCUCUCUGAUGUCAUAGUCACGUACACACAUUUACUUACCAUGCACACAUGCAUGUAAUUAUACCACAUAUACACACACUCACACACGCACACACACACACACACACACACACACACACACACACACACACACAUACACACACACACACACACACACAAACCAACAAACACGUACCACACAUGCAUACUCACAUGGACGCAUGCACACCCACACACAUACCUAAACAUGCGAGCAAUGUGCUCUAUUAUCACAUUAUUUUCAAUUUGUAUUAUUUGUUACGGUGUUUAAUGUUCAUUCAAUUUGCUACCACCUAUUUUGUCAAUUUGAAAUCAUAAUUAUUAAUACUUUUAAGCGAAAGCAAAAACAUGGCGAGAGGCAUUAGCACAGCGCCAGCUUGAACACUAGUUGUUACAGUAUUAAAAUUCGAUAUAGGAGGAUUGUUUCCAAUAGUAUGUUUUUAUUUGAACCAUCUUUACCUUAAUAUAAUAAACGACCAUUAAUUUACCUUCCAUGCAUGAUAUGAUGGACAGAACUGACCUGAUAUCAAGAUUUCCAGAUUCUGGAAACUUUCUGACAUUUUUGGAGGAGAAUCUGCUUCCCAACCGUCCUUGUGUGUUUGGAGAGUCCUUCACUAGAGGAUGGAAGGCACGGCAAGAAUGGAGGAAUGUCGGCGACACACCUAACAUAGACUUUUUGGAGGAACAUUUUGGACAUGUAGUAGUCCCUGUGGCUGAUUGCUCUUGUGUUGAAUUCUCUACUCACCGUAAAACUGAGAUGACGCUGAAGGAAUAUGCCCACUGGUGGAGGUCAAAUGCCAUUGCAUUCUAAAAAUUAGUGUGUCAUUCAGUAAGUACUGACAGUUUGUGGUAGUGUUGAGCUCAAGCUCAGUGUGCAGUAUAAAUGCUUCCAUGCUGCUAAACAGAAAAAAUCCUUUUCGCGGUCUUCUACUCUUUCAGCACCCAAUCUAGAACAGGUCUUCGUAAGACUGUUGGUGAUGAUUCCUAUUCUGCAAUUGAUUCAGUAGUUCAAUUUUUAUGGUACUUUGGAAAGGGAACUCAAGUUGAUCAUCGUAUUCUCCUUUCAUUAAGUAAGUACAUACUGAUGUGUUUGCACCUUAGCGCUCUAGAAAACCGUAUCCUUUGAUUUCGAUUAUUGUAUAUCGAAUGUGAAAUUCCUUCCUUUUUUCCUGAAAUUGUUCUUUUAAAUGUUAUCUGAUGAGCUUGUUUGGCAGUCAAAUUGACUGGUGCCCUUAAUACACUGCAUUCUUCUGUCCACCUUCUACACUGUGUCUGUACCGCCAGCAGGAUAUCCAUGGUGAUACGAAGGUGCAGCUUGUUGUUAUUCUCGUGAUCCUUGAGGUCUUUGCGACAUUGUACAACCAAAUUCUUUGUAUUCGCAUAUAAGCUUUUGAUAAGGGCAAAUACAAAUAUGUUCACUUUUAAUUAUCACAAUCUGAGGACACCUGCAUGGUUUUUACCUUGGGACAAAAAUGUCUAGUAUGCCAUGCAGUGAUAUCUUCAUAUUUCCCAUUCUCGUGGCAGUGAGGACACUCAAAUUGACUCUGUGGGCAUUCUGUUUUGAGAUGCCUUCUAAGAUCCUCGCAAUAAUUAUACUUCACAGACUUCCCAAAUUGUUGAAUUCUCAAUAUAUAGACCGCUUUCUAAUCUUUUGUUUGCAUUAAUUCGUUUGGGCAAAGUAGUUUUGUGUAAUUGCACGUUUUGAGGUGUUCUUUGAGAUAUCUGAGUUCUCCUACCCAGACACUCACUAUUCUGGCACUUCACCUUUAACUAUGGUCAUAUACCGUAUAGCGUGUAAUUUUCGUGGGGCAAAAUAUUCGUGGUUUUCGUGGUUGGAGGUCUGACCACGAAUAUUUUACCCACGAAUGAAGCGACCUUGCCUACCUUUACCUGCAGUGCAAGCUCCAACCACGAAAAUAUUACCCACGAAAUGUCUCAAUAUUGCUGAACCACGAAUAUUUUGUCCCCCGAAAAUUACCCGCUAUACGGUAGAUUGCAGUACAGGAUUGCGAUCUAGGUAAUGCAUCAUAUCCUUAUCUUUUGGCGGUCUAAGCGGAUGUCUCGUGCCUUGUCACGCUAGAAGUUGGGGGUCACGUGACUGCGGUUAGGUUUUGGGGGAGUACUGAGAGAGGGGCCCCCCUGUGAUUAGCAUUAAGUUAUAGUUGUGACACAUGCACGAGUGCCACAUGGGAUAUAUUGGCUCAGUAGUGACUUAGGCCCGAGGGCUGCAGGCCUUGAGGGCAAGUGCACUACUGAGCCAAUACCGUAUAGCGGGUAUAUUUCGAGGGUAUAAAAUGUUUGCGGUUUUCGCGGAUUGAGCCUGUACCGCAAAAAUUUAUACCCACGAAAAUUUUUAUCUUCAUUGAAUAGUAGGCGUGUUCAGAUUAUUGACCACACCUAUCGACAAUAAGAGGUGCCUCACCGUUAUAGGGCUAGGCCUGGAUUCGAGGCUAACGGUGUGGAGGUACAGCUGCAUGUUGAUGUGCGCAUGCGCCAAAAGGCUGGAACUCAGACCACGAAAAUAAAAUCCGCAAAAUCCUUUGUAAUGGUCCAUCCGCGAAAAUUUAUACCCUCGAAAUAUACCCGCGAUACGGUAUAUCCAAUGUGCGCACGAGUGAGCUGUGUAACAACUGAUUUGUUGCAUUCCUUGUGCAUUCCUUUCCGUGUACACAUCAUUCCUUUUAUAGGACAACUAGUUUCAACUACUUGUGGUGGCUGUGGAAUGCACGAGACGCACGAAAAACGUUUUCUGCCUACCACUGAAUCUGUUUAACAGUGUUAUACUAUAAAAGGGACCAUUUCAGGUUACUGGGAGGAGGGCAGGCUUUAGGUAACUUCAGCCAUACUAUGCCAGUAUCUAGAUAGUGGCACAGUUCAAGGCUUGACCUGUGCCAUAUGGCAGAUAUUGGCACAGUGUUUCCUUUGAUCUGCCCACUCAAAAUGCAACAAGCAUGUAAGUGUUUGGCCCUCAUUCAGGCCCCCAAACGGUAUCAACGUCGUCGGAUGGAAAAUAGGUCUUAACCUCCGUGAAUGGGAGGGUGGGAGGCUUAAGAUUGAGCAGCCAAUUUGUCUGUGGCUUGCUGAUAGCAGCUGUACUUUAGCACGUGGAACCAGGAUGCGCAUGUGCGGUAGGCAUGCAUGUGACCAGAAGCCACGCCUAUGCUUGUGUGCUUCGAGGUAAAGCCGCAGUUUAGUGUAUUUCUUCGUUAACUACGUUUAACUACAUUAAACUACAUUCAGUGACUAAAUGUCUCUUUCACCUGCAAGAGAUUAUACGUGAUGAAAAACUCAACGUUUUAAUACUUACAGUACACUGUAUAGCUCGUCUGCUCGUCUAUAUACACGUACUUCGAACAUCUCUGAAAGUCACAAUUUAAGUCUACGACAGUUUGGGCACUUGUUAAUUAUUAUUAUAGUACUGUAUACAUGCAGUAGAUUUCCCACAUCUCUUAAUUGUCUCCAUGCUUAACUACAUGUAUGCACACAGACAUAGUGAGCACUUGAGGUCAUCCGGAGGCUCUUGUAGUAGAAACUGGCAGUCUCAAAGCCACCAGGCAGAGGCACUCUAUAGAGAUCCAGAGCUAGAUGCCAUUUGGACAUACAUGAUCACUAGAUCUAUAAACUUUCGCUGAAAGACCUUUUAGAAAGAAAGGAUUUCACGGAUUUAAUUUUCGUUGCCUUUUGGCGCAUGCGAUAUAUUAAUAUUCAUGGGUAUCGCAGCACAUGCUUAAUCAGCGACAAAUACGAAAGUUUAUACCCUCGCAAUAAACUUUACCCUAUAUACGGUAGAUUUAUAGAUCUAUAGCAGAUUGAUACAUUCAGUUACGCGUACAUUGGUAGAUCUACUAUCCAGCUUGUAUUCUUUACAACAAUUAUAAAAUAACCUCACAAAGGAAAGGCACCGUACCGUAUAGUGAAAAGGGUAUAAACAUUUUGGAAUGACCGUUAGAAAAGUUUGCGCGGAAUACAUGUAGCCUUUAUGUAGCAUGCAUGCAUGCAUAUUGAAUUCAUGUUCACAGUGCAUGCAUGCUUAAUCAACGAAAACCGCUAACAUUUACACCUUCAUUUCACCUGGUAUUACAGGUAAUUUUUUGCGUGAUUUCGUU